UCUAUCUGUCACUGCUCCGGAUGUAUCUCUCCCCACCUAGUGUUCAUUGCCUGGGACCAAUCAAGAUGGAAGUGCUGGAGCCUCAAGCCAAUCUGCAGGCUGCUUUGCAGGUUUUGGAACUACAUCACAGCAAGCUGGACACUACCAAGGCGAUAAACCUGCUCCCAGCAAACACACAGAUCAGUGAGAUUCGAAUCUUCCUAGAAAAAGUCCUUGAAGAAAAUGCUCAGAAGAAGAGAUUUAAUCAAGUACUUAAGAAUCUUCUCCAUGCAGAGUUUCUGAGGGUCCAGGAGGAGCGGAUCUUGCAUCAGCAAGUGAAGUGUAUUAUUACAGAGGAGAAGGUGUGCACUGUAUGUAAAAAGAAGAUAGGUAACAGUGCAUUUGCUCGAUACCCUAAUGCAAUAGUUGUGCAUUAUUUCUGCUCCAAAGAAGUCAACACAUUGGACACCUGAUCUUGUCAUGGUCAAUAAUCCCAACACUCAUAUGAAAUUCAGAACUGAUCACUUAGGAAGUUGAUGCCUCUGAGAUUUUUGAGGCUUGUUGCUGGGUUAGCUUAUACUGGAUAGAAGUCAUUUGUAUCUGUGGACUGACUGUACCUAUCUGGCAAUAUUGAUUUACUAGAAAUGACUUUAACCAUGUUAUUAAAGUGCUGGCAACUACACUGAACCUUUCAGUACUCAAAUGAAGAAUAGAAACUGAUUUUUGUAGGGAGUUUUGUAUUGCACUCCAAC
Molecule: messenger RNA, 731 nt
Organism: Tauraco erythrolophus (red-crested turaco)
Lineage: Eukaryota; Metazoa; Chordata; Aves; Musophagiformes; Musophagidae
Source: RefSeq, a predicted model, not a curated record